GUAAAAAAAAAAAGUGGGAGCAGGUCUCUCUCUGAAAAUUGGAACCGACAAUUAUGAUUUCCAACAGAUUGCUGCGGUAUUCUUAUUUUUUACCGAAUCUUCAUCUUCUAGCGAAUAUAAACUUUCCAUCAUAUUUUUUUCUUACUUUCACGUGUAGAAGUUAAGAUAAUACUAAAGGUCAAUCUAAAAAUGAUGAAUGGAAUGCGAUUUCUUGGGUGAAAUGUGAAGAACAGUAACUACAAAUUCAAGUCAUGCAUCAAUCACUACAAGAUUGGAGGCAAGCUGUCCGAAUGCCAACAGCCUAUAGAGUUGGAAAUUCCACUCUCAGAUUUCAAACUCAAUUUGUGGUUGGUGUUGCAAUAAUUGGUGUGUCUUUCCUAAUUCUUCUGUAUACUUUGUUGCCAUAUACAAAACAUCAACAGUUAGUCAGUGAUAUACAUCGCCAUGAUGAACAUGGUCAUCAACAUAUAGUUGAUGUUAAAAAACGACAGUGGUUGUACAAUUCAACAUACCCAUUAACUCCUCCUGCCACUACACCCAAAGGACUUCGCUAUAGAAUUGCUGUGAUAUCAGACUUGGACACUGAUUCAAAAGAUAAAGAAAAUAACUUUACAUGGUUCAGUUAUUUAAAAAAAGGAUAUUUUACGAUUGAUAUAACUAGAAAAUAUGUUAAUAUAGAAUGGGAUAAAGACAUUAUUAAACUAAAGUCUACAUUAUCUCAAGCUGGACGAGGAAUGGAACUGUCAGAAUUGGUUGUUUUCAAUGGAAAAUUAUUAUCAUUUGAUGAUCGUACCGGAGUUAUAUAUGAAAUUUCUGAAAAUAAAGCAAUACCCUGGAUUUUACUCACUGAUGGAAAUGGAAGAACUACCAAAGGUUUCAAAAGUGAAUGGGCUACUGUGAAAAAUCAAGAACUUUAUGUUGGAGGAUUGGGUAAAGAAUGGACCUCUUCCACAGGAAAGUUUUUGAAUAACAAUCCACAAUGGGUAAAAGUAGUGAGUCCACUUGGUCAAGUUGAACACAAAGAUUGGCGCCAAAAUUACCUUUCACUUAGAAAAACAGCACACAUAGAGUUUCCUGGUUAUAUGAUUCAUGAAGCAGUAGUAUGGAGCGAAGUUCACAAAGAGUGGUUUUUUCUUCCUCGACGUGCCAGUGCCCAAGCCUACAAUGACAAGGAAGAUGAAAAGAAGGGGACUAACAUGUUAUUACGCUCAAAUGAAGAUUUUACACAGAUAACUCUUACCAAUAUUGGACCCCUGGUACCAACACAUGGAUUUUCAACUUUUAAAUUUGUGCCAGAUACUUUAGAUUCAGUUGUGAUUGCUCUGAAGUCAGAAGAGAAUGAAGGACAUAUAGCAACAUUUGUAACAAUAUUUACUAUCACAGGUGACAUUUGGAUGCCAGAAACAGAAAUCGGUUCUUAUAAAUUUGAAGGAAUUGAAUUUAUCUAAAUUUAUUUAUGGAAUUAUGAUAGCAUAUGCACAUUGUCAGAGGAAUAUGUAAAUAUGUUAAAAUUAAUUUAUAUCUGU
This is a messenger RNA of Uloborus diversus, 1526 nucleotides long. Its product is annotated as soluble calcium-activated nucleotidase 1-like. Bases 252 to 1448 code for a protein of 398 amino acids. Gene Ontology annotation, molecular function: calcium ion binding; UDP phosphatase activity; GDP phosphatase activity. Gene Ontology annotation, biological process: proteoglycan biosynthetic process. Lineage: Eukaryota; Metazoa; Arthropoda; Arachnida; Araneae; Uloboridae. The record is from RefSeq and is a predicted model, not a curated record. The transcript has 4 exons.